Molecule: messenger RNA, 1154 nt
Organism: Arabidopsis lyrata subsp. lyrata
Lineage: Eukaryota; Viridiplantae; Streptophyta; Magnoliopsida; Brassicales; Brassicaceae
Product: cytokinin riboside 5'-monophosphate phosphoribohydrolase LOG8
Exons: 5
Coding region: 228-713 (161 amino acids)
Biological process (GO): cytokinin biosynthetic process
Cellular component (GO): cytosol; nucleus
Molecular function (GO): hydrolase activity, hydrolyzing N-glycosyl compounds
Source: RefSeq, a predicted model, not a curated record
GAAUUCUGCUUCCUUUUUUCACGAUUUUGGUUUUAUAACGGCUUCUGCCUAAAAAAAAAGAGCUGGAUUUUGCAUAAUCAUUAAUGGAGGAAAAUCAGAGAACCAAAUUCAGUAAAAUCUGUGUUUUUUGCGGAAGUCACUCUGGUCACAGAGAAGUUUUCAGUGAUGCUGCAAUCGAACUUGGCAAUGAACUGGAUCAUUCCUAAAGCUUUGAUGCCUAUUGAGGUAUGUUUCAAACUCUACAAACUCUACAGACUUUGUUUUGUUUAUUGCUUGUGGAUUGGAUCGGUUUUAUGCAGAUAUCUGGUGAGACUGUUGGAGAUGUAAGAAUUGUUGCAGACAUGCACGAGCGCAAAGCUGCAAUGGCUCAAGAAGCUGAGGCUUUCAUUGCCCUCCCUGGAGGUUAUGGAACUAUGGAGGAACUACUGGAGAUGAUAACAUGGGCACAGCUUGGUAUUCAUAAGAAGACGGUUGGUCUUUUGAAUGCUGAUGGUUACUAUAACAAUUUACUUGCUUUAUUUGACACUGGAGUUGAAGAAGGUUUUAUUAAACCAGGCGCUCGUAAUAUCGUUGUUUCUGCUCCAUCGGCUAGAGAGCUUAUGGAGAAGAUGGAGCUAUAUACUCCUUCACACAAGCACAUUGCUUCUCACCAAAGCUGGAAAGUUGAACAACUUGGAGAUUACCCACUAAUAAAUCAGAACAGGCCUCAAUGAAACUAAAUUAUAGUCAUGCUUUUGUGCAUAAGAAAAAAUCUCUAAUCAUUUUGUCUUCUUAUUGUUUUUGUUUAAAAGCUUGGGAAUCAGUCACAAUGAUCUGUCACUUCUUUUAGAAAGAAAUUGUGACAGAUUCUAAGCUUGAAAAGCGACAGCUUACUUAACUCACAUGGAAACAUUUAGAUAAAUGUCUCUUCUGAAAACAACUUAGCCAGAACAGGACUAUUUGUUUAAAUUGUCUUUUUUUUUUUUUUAAUCCUUUCUUAUCUAUCUCAGUUACUUGUUGGCUAGCCUAUAUGUAUCCAUUUCACUUUAGAAUUUUAGUUUUUGUCCUGUCCCAGGAUUUUAUAGGUCUAGGAUUAUGCAAACCGGUGUAUUUUUUUUUUUUUAAAUGACCUCCUUUGUAUCAUUUCUCCAAUCAAAAACCUGUUUUGGAUGCCA